AUGCUCCUGCUCCUGCUCCUCCACCUCCUGCUCCUCCUGCUCCUCCUGCUCCUCCUGCUCCUCCUGCUCCUCCUGCUCCUCCUGCUCUACCUUUCCCUCGUCUUUUUCUCCUUCGAGUCGUCUUCACUUCCCCUCCCUUCCUGCGUCUGGGCGAGACCUCAGCAUGCAGAAAUGCCCUUGUGGAAUGCAGACGAGGUCCGAGGGAAGAUCGUGGCCGUCAUGCGGGGGCCCCGAGCGAACGCUCCUGCCUGCAACUUCUCCCUCAAGCUCUUCUACUGCCAGCAGGCAGGGGCUGCCGCUGUUGUCUUCGUCGAGUUCGAUCCACAGGCCCGCUUCCGCGUCAUCCCGCGACUGGUGGAGGGACCCCUCUUCCCUCCUUCCCCCUCCCCCUCCCUCACCACCCGCCUCCCCUGCUGCCUCAUUAUGCACAAGGAGGCCGCCGUCCUACAGGAAGGAGCCAUCCACGUGAUGGAAUUCUUCCCUCCCGGCAUCGCCAACAUCCCUGCGGGCUGGAUGGUUGGGGUCGUGGUGUGCGUCAGGCAGGAGAGCAAGGUUGGGCUCUCCAAGGACAAGGCAACGGAGCUCAUGUCUGAGUUCUUCCAAGCCCGCAAGAAGGAGAGGACGCAGGAGGGGCAGAUGCUCAAGGAGAAGAGGGAGAGAGGUGCUGCCAUCAUUUCCAUGACCAGUAUGGGCUUUCUGAUCAGUCUCAGGACGCACGGGCUGCUCCACCUCGGUCAAGCAGCGAUGCUGAGCAAGAUCACAGACAAGAAGAGGGCCCAGGAGCUGGCGGCGAAAGCGGAUGAGGCUGCCUCGAUCUUCGAGAGCAUCGUGCAUGGAGCUCUGGCGAGUCUUGGUCCCACCUGGGCAACAGGAGCCAGCGAACCUGAGAGCCCGUCGACAGCUGGACAUAUUCAGAUCAUCAACGAAUGCCCUAAUGGCGGGAGGAAGCAGGAUGGGGAGAAGGAGGGCGGGAGCCGGGACUCCGGGGAGGGGCAGCAGCCCAAGACCCGAGACAUUGGAAUUCAGUGCAACGAGCCGCCGCGGACUUUCAGCUUUGGCCUCCUCCCCUCCUUCACCUGA
Molecule: messenger RNA, 1080 nt
Organism: Guillardia theta CCMP2712
Lineage: Eukaryota; Cryptophyceae; Pyrenomonadales; Geminigeraceae
Exons: 10
Coding region: 1-1080 (359 amino acids)
Source: RefSeq, a predicted model, not a curated record